AUUUCUUCCACCGAACGUGCCCAAAGACAGGCAGCUCGAUUUGUUACUAAUGAGAGAGAAGCGAGUGUUACCAAACUUCUGAAUUCACUGGGGUGGAACCUUCUCCAAGACAGACGUGAAGCUCACCGUUUGGCCUGUUUUUACAAAAUGUUAAAUGAUCAGCUCGACAUAGAUUACAAAACCUACACCAAACCCAAACCAAUUCCACCUACAAAGACAGAUGUGUACAGCAAUUCGUUCUUCCCCCGCACAAUUAAAGCAUGGAAUAAUCUUCACCCUACCAUAGUUACCCAACCAGAUACAACUAAAUUUAAAGUAGCUCUUUCUUCCCAAAAACCCUUUCCGGCUUAAGUCUUCCCUCCACCACAUCCAGUUUAAAUUCCAUUUGGAAUAUCUUGGAGGACCAAGAAACAAGAAAAGGUGACAGUGAUGAUACUCAGCAUGUCAGGCAGCUGGUAGCAAAGAGGAUGGUGCAAGUGGACAGACAUCGGCAAGAUCUUAAAUGAGUAUUUGCCAUCUGUGUCCACCACGCAAACGGUCAAAGGCAGUGGCGGACUGGCCAGGGUGUCAGCUUGCCCGAUGGCAAGUGGGCCCCCUUUGUCUCCUGGCAACCAAUAUUUUUAGACCCAGUCCGCCACUGGUCAAAGGUAAAUGUAGUUGGAGACUUCAGGAGGAAGAACAGACAAUAGACAACUGAAGUGGAUUAUUUCUAGAGUUCAUGUUUAUUAUUUGAUAGGUUGUCAUGGUGAAAGACUGAACACUUGGAGAGAGGGAAAGAGUCAACUAAACACCACCCUGGAGCAGCUAGGAACAACGGCAGGUUAUCCCAGGAUGGCCAGGGUCACCCACUCCUUCUCUCCACAGAUGCUGCCCGUCCCGCUGAGUUACUCCAGCUUUUUGUGUCUAUCUUCAAGAUGUUUUUGUAAAGUUGUCGCAGUAAAAGCAGAUGGAAGGACCGACUUGGUUAAGAUGAUUCAGUUGCAGAUGGUGAUUAAAAUCCAGAGCAUAAAUGGUGGUUUUUCAAUGCUCAAGAGUGUUGUGCCCUUGAUUGCUAAAGAUCGAAAACCAAGCAAAGUUCAUGUGCUCAGAGCUGCUUCAGAAUACAUUCGCCUGCUACAUAUCAUUUUGGAGGAGUCCGGAGGUACUGAAAUUGCAGACAAUAACAAUAAUUCACUACUUCCUAACUUGGGGGAGUCACAGUUGUUGGUGAACAAUGUACCAUCAGGAAGCAACCUUGCUAUGCAUCUGCCCCACCAACAAGAGGACCAGGUGCAAAGUCACCUCCAGCCCUUGGUUUAUGAAGAUACACACGAUGUUUGGGAUAAUGGAGUCAUGCCCUUUCUUGGAAUUGUCCAACUACAUGAUGACAGCUUGAUAUUCCAAGCAAAUGAAGGAUCUGGUUCUAAUGUAGCAAUCAGAUUAAGUCUGGACUAGCACAAGAUCCUAAAACAACUGAUAUGAAUGGUGGAAAAUAUCUGGAUUAAAUGAAUAAAUUGCAAGUGACUUAACUGUAAAUGUUAGUUGUGCAACAUUAAAAUAAAUAAUUCAUUCAUUUUGUAGUACAUGCA
This is a messenger RNA of Leucoraja erinaceus (little skate), 1568 nucleotides long. It is a transcript of the gene figla, whose product is annotated as folliculogenesis specific bHLH transcription factor. Gene Ontology annotation, molecular function: protein dimerization activity; DNA-binding transcription factor activity, RNA polymerase II-specific; RNA polymerase II transcription regulatory region sequence-specific DNA binding. The transcript has 5 exons. Gene Ontology annotation, biological process: developmental process; regulation of transcription by RNA polymerase II. Bases 832 to 1434 code for a protein of 200 amino acids. NCBI's taxonomy places the organism in Eukaryota, Metazoa, Chordata, Chondrichthyes, Rajiformes, Rajidae. The record is from RefSeq and is a predicted model, not a curated record.